CCUUCUUUCACUUUGCUGGGAAACUAGACCUGAGGAAGUACUUCUGAGCAGGGCAGUGAGGGUUAAGUGACUUUCCCAGGGUCACACAGCUAAGUUUCACCAUGGAAAUCCCUUGUGGUCUUCUCACCCGCUCCAAGAAGCCAGUGCCUCUUAAGAGCAUCUCAGUGGCUGUGUCUAUCCAUGAGUUUGUGGCAGAUGUGUCUGCAACCCUGGACUACAAGAAUGAGGAAACUGAUCCUGUGGAAGCAUUCUUUGUGUUCCCCAUGGAUGAAGACUCUGCUGUUUAUAGCUUCCAGGCCCUGGUGGAUGGGAAGAGGAUAGUGGCAGAAAUACAAGAGAAGCAGCAGGCCCAGAAAGAUUAUGAGAAUGCCAUCUCCCAAGGCCAGCAAGCCUUCCUUCUGGAGCAGGAUAGCAGUUCUGGUGACAUCUUCAGCUGCAGUGUAGGAAAUUUACCAGCUGGCCAGAAGGCUGCUGUCACUCUGAGCUAUGUUCAGGAACUGUCCCUUGAGGCAGAUGGGGCUGUUCGUUUUGUCCUUCCAGCCAUCUUGAAUCCACGCUAUCCCCUCCAAGGGUCAGCUGUGGCAUGCAACAUCACCUCUGAAAUCCCCCGGGUUGCUGGCAAGGAGCUGCCCUAUACAUUUAGUGUCACUGCCAAUGUCUGCUCUGCCCAUGGCAUUGAGAAGGUCCAGUCCAACUGCCCCCUGAGUCCCCUGCAGUACUUAGAAGAUGACAAGUCAGUUGCCCAGGUUUCCUUGGCUGAAGGGCAUCAUUUUGAUCGGGACGUUGAGAUUCUGGUUUACUACAGGGAGGUGAACACACCCAGUGUCUCUGUGGAGCUGGCCCAGGCUGAUGCCAAACCAGGUUCCCUCAUGGGAGAUCCAGCUAUGAUGGUGAGCUUCUACCCUAGCAUCCCUGAGUCUCAGGGAGAGAUCACUGGCGAAUUUAUCUUCCUCAUGGACCGCUCAGGGAGCAUGUCUUCCCCAGUGCAUAGCAAAGGAGAUGGCCAGUUGCGCAUAGACAGUGCCAAGGAAACUCUGCUCUUGCUGCUGAAGAGUUUACCCCUUGGCUGCUUUUUCAAUAUCUAUGGAUUUGGAUCCUCCUUUGAGUCAUUCUUUCCAGAGAGUGUGGCAUAUACACAGCAGUCCAUGGAGGAGGCCAUGAAGAGAGUAAAGGAUCUAAGAGCUAACCUGGGAGGGACUGAAAUCUUAGAGCCACUGAAGAACAUUUAUAGCAAAGUCUGCAGGCCAGGCUACCCUCGGCAGCUCUUUGUCUUCACAGAUGGAGAAGUUUCUAAUACCCGACAGGUCAUUGCUGAAGUUCAACGCCACAACAAGGAUCACAGGUGUUUCUCCUUUGGAAUUGGAGAAGGGGCUUCCACCAGCCUUAUUAAAGGCAUUGCUCGGGCAGCUGGGGGCACUGCAGAAUUCAUCACGGGCAAGGACAGAAUGCAGCCCAAGGCCCUCAGGUCCCUAAAGCGAGCCCUGCAGCCGGUGGUACAGGACAUCUCCCUGACCUGGACUCUGCCCCCUGGGCUGGAGGCUACCUUGCUCUCUCCAGCUCCUACUCUCAUCUUCCAGGGUCAAAGGUUAAUCAUCUAUGCCCAAUUGAAAGGCACAAAUACAUCCAAAGAGGCAGCAGGUGAGGUCUGCCUUCAAUAUACCCUCCAAGGUGCUGGCUUCCAGAACACAGUGCCAUUCUGCCUGGAUCCCAAAGCAGAUGACAAACUCACCAUUCACCGCCUAGCUGCCAAGGCCCUGAUCCAGACUCUUGAUGGAAACUUAGAGGAUGGUGCAGAAGAGAAGAAAAAAGUGGUAGAUAUCAGCCUUCAGUCGGGUGUUAUCUCUUCUCACACUGCCUACAUUGCUAUCAAUAAGGAGCUCAACCAGCCCAUUCAGGGGCCCCUCACCAGGAGAGAUAUUCCAUUGCCUUUUCCAUAUUUGGGGGCCGCAUCCUUCACACAUUCUCUAAGAGGUGGUAGAUCUCCUUAUCGAAUGUUAUGUUGCAGUGCACCUCCCAGAGACUAUAGCUCACCGUACCCUGCUGAUGGAGGAAUUUUCAAAAGUGCCGGCUCUCUCUUCAAAAAAAAGAUGGCUGCCAAGUCUGGUGUUUCACAGGCACGUCAUUUACAAAUGGCAUUUCCCCAAAAUAGCCCAAGAUUGAUGGCCGCAGAGCAUGCCGUGGCUAGAGACACAUCCCCUCCAGAGUCUCCACUUCUGCAGCUGGUUUCCCUCCAGAAGGCAGAUGGUUCCUGGGAACUAGAUGAAGCCCUGGCCUCACUUCUUGGUGUGAGUGUUCAGACUGCAUUGGCUGCUUUGCCUGACCAGAGCAAAGACAUCCCAUACUGGGCCACUAUCUUGGCUGUGCUGUGGAUGCACAAGUCCAGUUGGGACCAGAGAGAAGAAUGGGAACUACUGGAGAGGAAGGCUGUGGCAUGGAUCCAGUCUCAAUCUGAUUCUUCCCUGGGUGAAUGCAUCAAAGCAGCCAAUGCACUCCUGAAGUCAUCUGUGGAUCCUGCUGUCUUUGGCCUGUGAGAGUAGAAAUGAAAGUGUUUAUCUUUGGCUGCUGCUCCUUACCCUCUAUGCUGCUAAAACCUGUUGAUUUGCCUUCCUUCCCUGUUAUGACUCAUUCCCCAUAGGAACUGAUCAAUUAGAUUCCAUUUGGUUCAAUUCAAGUAUUUAUUAAGGACCCUACCAUGGGUUGGGCAUGUUCUAGGAGCUAAUGCUACAAAAAUGAUAGUCUUCUCACACAAGCAUCUUGCAUUCUACUGAGGAAAGCAGUAAGUUCACAAAUCACUAAAUUCCAGAAUAUGUACAAAAUAAAUAAAAAUAAAUUUAGAGAGGAAGAAAGAAGUAACAACUGGAAGAAUCAAGAAAGGCCUCUUUCAGUUCCGCAAACAUUUCUGUACUAGAUCAUUCUUUUUCUCCUACCCUACCACUGAUUUUGAGAAGUUACUACAUAUGAUAAAAAAGGCUAGGUUUGAGGGUGAGGGGAAGGAAGGCUGCAUACGUGAUUCUAAAUACCAUUAUAGAAAUAUAUUUCAGUUCUAUAUUCUAUGUCCUGAUCUAUUCAUGGAGAAAGGAGAAAAAAAAGAGUUAACUAAUAUUUAAUAUGUACCUACUGUGUGUCAGGCACUGUUGAAGAUGUGGAUGGCUAUGGUUGGAUGAGCAGGGCUCAAAUGAGGUCACAGGAGCACUUUAGAGUAAAAUAUAUGAAGCACCCAGCAUCAUGGCAGAAGCCAACACUCCCCUCCAGUCGGGUCAGCCCAGCUGUUCUGAGAAAGAUUCCUCUCUGAUUGCAAACUUCUAGCCUUGAAACUCAUAUUUCAGGCUUGUCUCAGCUACACUGAGACACUCAGUUACACCGUUGAGUUUAGCUCAAUUCAACAAAAAUUUAUUAGGAUCUUGCUAUUAUGGGCUCCAUUUUUCUUGGGGAAAGAAAUUCUUACCUGCUCUUGUUCCUGAAGUUUUUAUGUUGGAGAGUAGGGCUGCAUCAUUUGGGCAGAGCUGAAGCUCAUGUUCUCUUUUUGUGGAAUCAGGCUGACCUAGGAGGGCAGAAUUUUCCUUCCUCUUUUGAGUUUUCAUAUUCAAUUUCCUAUUUCUCCUGUUAAUGUAUCAACCACCUGGAUUUGAUGGAGCUGCCUUAUAAUCCAAAUGGAUUUUAUGAAACCCUAGAUUAGCAAAGUGCCCUUUGACUAAAAGUCAAACUAAACCCAGAAAGCAGAUAAUCCCUAUUCACUAACUUUCCCCAAAAGAGUAAAUAUAUCUUAUUGUUUUCCUUAUCACAUAUCUAGGCAUCCUUGUCCUUGGUAAACCCUUCCUGUUUCUUUAAGUUUCCUGUUAUAGUAUUUGCUUUAGGUUGAUUAAAAUCAAGCUAAUGAAGUUACCCUGUAACCAGUAAAAGAGAAAAAAAACAUUUAUAUACUGUCACAAGUAAGGGGGAACCUUUGAGAGCUUCUUCUUUGGAAGGGGUCUCAGCAUGAUUCAUGCUGCUUGUUCUUGGAACAAAUAAACUGGUACUGUUUUUCCUUCC
Molecule: messenger RNA, 4029 nt
Organism: Dromiciops gliroides (monito del monte)
Lineage: Eukaryota; Metazoa; Chordata; Mammalia; Microbiotheria; Microbiotheriidae
Product: von Willebrand factor A domain-containing protein 5A-like
Exons: 20
Coding region: 102-2531 (809 amino acids)
Source: RefSeq, a predicted model, not a curated record